AUGAAAUUUGCUGAGCGACUGAGGGAGUCGUCUAUUCCGGAGUGGAGAGAUAAGUACCUUGACUACAAGCUUGGGAAGAAGAAGCUUAAGUCGUACAAGGAAAAGCUCAAGGCAAGCCGUGCGCUCUCUGUGAGACCGACGCAGCGGUCGCGGGCGCGCGAUGAGCCGUACACGAUGCAGCAGGAGGACGCGGUGUACGAGUUUGUCAUGGGAUGGGUGAUCGGCACGGAGCUAGCGAAGUGCGAUGAGUUCUACCAGUGGCAGCUGGACCAGUGCGAACGCAAGUACCAGCUGCUGAAGCAGCAGAUCGAGAUGUACUGCCUGCAGAAAGACGAGAACGGCGCGGGUUUAUCUUACGGUGCGACGUACGAGGGGCAAGAGGAGACAGGCCUCGCGGCGCAGCUCUCGGCAGGGCGCUCUCCAUCGCCGUCGCGUGCCGGCCGCCUGGACCGGGCGCAGGAAGGCGUAAAGCGUUGGUUGCAGGAGCGGGAUCUGAUGCCCUCGCUGCCAGCCAGGUGGUCCCGGGAGCAGGGCCCGGCGCGGGUCAAGAAAUACUCCGCGAACACCGAGACGUUCAUGCACAUCUGCCCCUCGAAGCGGCAGGCACAGCUGCAGCUGGGCCACGCUCUGCUUGAGUACUACCUAACGCUCCAGCUGCUGAAGAAUUACCGGGAUCUGAAUGUGACGGGCUUUCGGAAAAUCGUGAAGAAGUUUGACAAGACAUGUGACACAGAGGAACUCUCAAAGUUCAUGAGUUAUGCUAACGAACACUCGCCUUUGUUCGAGCAUAUGGGCCAGAAUCUGCGCCUCUAUGCGAACAGCUUUAAGGCUUCCAAUUCCUUAUGCCAACCGGCUGCACGAAUGAACAGUUCGCCAGAAAAGGAUCCUGUCACUUACUGGGAAGAUCAGGUGUUCCAGUGGUACACGGAAGCGCUGACGGAAUCCACACAGGCUCGAAAACACCAUGUACAAAAGUUACGCAGUUUAUCCCUACAAUACUCUAUGAAUGAGCAGAUAGUGCAUCGGAAUAAUACGUGUGUCGUACAAAUGUUCACUGCUGGUUCUCUUUUAGGCGUGGCUGUAGUUCUGGUCAUAAUUGCUCUGAUGCUUGGAAUCAGAGCUGAUAUCAGUAGCUACCGGCACUUGAUACUGUUCCCAGUGUGGGGCGGCUGGUACUUGGUUCUCCUCAUGUCAUUACUAUUCUGCUUAGACUGUUAUAUCUGGUUUCGUGGGAAGGUUAAUUACCAGUUCAUUAUGUUUGGAGAGAUUCAUUCUCGUAAAGGGAAUACGGUAUUUAACAACGACUUCUCCACUACUAAAAUUUCAGGCCAUCUGUACAUGGUUUCCUUGGCAUUCAUCACCGUCGGCGCAGUGUCCCUUUGCAGUAUGGUACGCGCAACCCUGGCUCCUUGGCUAUGGCUUUGUGCGUUACUGUUCGCACUUGGUUUUUCUAUGUCUUCCUUCAUUCUGCCUUACUGGCGUGAGCUGCGAAAGACGCGCCAGUGGCUCAUAGUAACAGCCAUCAGGCUAGUGUUUUCCGGAGCAUAUCCCGUUCAAUUUGGUGACUUCUUUCUUGGCGAUAUUGUCUGCUCCUUAACUUAUUCUAUGGCAGAUGUUGCAUCCGUGUUCUGUGUCUUCUCUGGUAAGAAAUAUAAUAUGUGUGGCUCGUCAAAUUUAAUAUCCAUGGGCGUUCUGUCGUGCAUACCAAGUUACUGGAGAUUGAUGCAGUGUUUAAGAAGAUACCUGGAUUCCAAUGACCGAUUCCCGCACUUGUUAAAUGGCGCCAAGUAUGCAGUCGCGAUACUUUAUAAUGCCUGUCUUUGCGCAUAUCGUAUCAAUAAAUUACAUCACUCAUAUCGCAGUUGGUUUAUUGCUGCAGGCAUAAUAAAUUCGGUCUUUAGCUCCAUCUGGGACUUGGUGAUGGAUUGGUCACUAUUUCAAUUCCAAUCCACGAACUUUCUUUUGAGAGAUGACCUAUACCUUGCUGGUAAGCGCAAUUGGCAGACGGGUCAGUAUUCGAAGAGGCGGAAGGCCAUGUAUUACGUUUCAAUGAUAUCGGAUGUGGCCAUUAGAUUCCAGUGGAUUGUGUACGCUAUUGCCCCGAGGGUAAUCCAGCAAAGUGCUGUCACUUCUUUCAUAUUAGGGAUCCUUGAAGUUGUUAGAAGAUUCAUUUGGAUUAUCUUCCGGGUAGAGAAUGAGCACGUCGCCAACGUCCAUUUGUUUAAGAUCACCGGAGAGACUCCACUUCCAUACCCAAUUUCUCCCUCACGUGCUUUAUCCACUUCCACUGUGCAUGAUAAACAUGCCCUACCCAGCACUAAAAACUCACAUGAAGAUCUUGUUUUGUAUGCUUCUGUGAGACAUCCCGAAGUGUUGCACAUGCGCCAUCGUGCACCUUCAAUACUAAGUAACAUUCCUUGGGCACAUGCAAAAGACUUCCAGAGGCCAUCUACAUCCUCUCUUCCCCGUACUAGCAGCGGUAUCGACUUUGACGAUGACGAUGAGGACGAGGACGACGAGGAUGAUUUCGAUGAUGAACAAGAUAGAGUCAUUGAUGGACAACAGAAGAAGCCAAACUCUGACUUGAAUUGA
Messenger RNA from Eremothecium gossypii ATCC 10895, 2592 nucleotides. It is a transcript of the gene SYG1, whose product is annotated as Syg1p. Gene Ontology annotation, cellular component: cytoplasm; plasma membrane; Golgi apparatus. Bases 1 to 2592 code for a protein of 863 amino acids. NCBI's taxonomy places the organism in Eukaryota, Fungi, Ascomycota, Saccharomycetes, Saccharomycetales, Saccharomycetaceae. The record is from RefSeq and is marked provisional. Gene Ontology annotation, molecular function: inositol hexakisphosphate binding. Gene Ontology annotation, biological process: cellular response to phosphate starvation; phosphate ion transport. The transcript has a single exon.